AUGGGUGGAGUUCUAUCAGGAGAGAAAGUGUUCAACGAUACAAAAGCGAUUCAUAAUGUAGACAGACAGAUGCUUCAUAAUCAUGAUCCAACUCUAUCAGUGAGCUGUCCGAAAGUGACCACCGAAAUGCACGAGCGUCUCAACUUCCCAAAAGUCGAACUCCAUUUGCAUCUCGAUGGAGCAGUCAGAUUUGACACACUGCUCGAGCUUUCUCAACAAAAGGGAAUCUCAUUGGCUGGAGCUAAAACCGUUGAAGAGCUCAAAAAAGUGUUGGUCACCCACGAGCCAGCUAACCUAUCAAAGGUUCUGGAAGCUUUCGAGAUCUUUUUGCCAGUGAUUCGUGGAGACUUGAGUGCAAUUGAACGAGUCGCUUAUGAGCUUUGUGAAGAUCAACAUAAAAAUGGAGUUGUGUAUUUCGAAGGAAGAUAUUCUCCUCACUUGUUGCUGAGCAAUGAUUAUCCAGAAGUAACUGCAUCCCAUGUUGUGGCAGCUGUCAAGAAAGGAUUCGAUAGAGGAGAGAAACAGUUUGGAAUCAAGGCACGUUCCAUUCUUUGCUGUAUUCGUGGUCUCGAUAAAAAGUUCCCUCAAUUAAUUCUCGAUUUGGCCACUGAUUUGAAACAACUUGGAGUAGUUGCCAUUGAUGUUGCUGGAUCAGCCCACGGAGCCGACGAACAGUACGAGCCAGAAGUUAUUGCUGCAUUCAAAGAAGCCUAUAAACGAGGAAUCCACAGAACAGUUCAUGCAGGAGAAUCUGGUGGUCCAAAAGAAGUGAUGAGAGCAAUUGAGGAUAUGCACGCAGAGAGAAUCGGACACGGAUACCGUAUCAUGAGAGAUGAGGAAUUGUACAUUGAGAACUUUGUGAAUUCCAAGCACGUCCAUCUUGAAGCUUGCCCAUAUUCUUCAGUUAUGACAGGAGCUGUUCCGUUGGAUUGGAAGAAUCAUCCCAUUGCCAGAUGGGCUCAGGAUGACGUUAACUUCUCGGUUUCUCGUGAUGAUCCAACAUGUUUCGAUAAUACAAUGCUUAGUGAAUUGACUCUGGCUCACAAGCAAGUUGGAUUGACUAUUCACCAACUUUGGAAAGCUGUAAUUUGCUGGUUGUCAAGUAUCUUUUUCAAAAUAUCAAUUUUUCAGCAACUCAACGCUGCCCGUUCAUGUUUCCUCCCUGAAGACGAAAAAGCGGUACUCGUGAAACUAGUUGAAGCUGGAGAGCCACCACUUCCAUAA
Caenorhabditis briggsae is the source of this 1224-nucleotide messenger RNA. The transcript has 4 exons. Gene Ontology annotation, molecular function: adenosine deaminase activity. Gene Ontology annotation, cellular component: external side of plasma membrane; cytosol. NCBI's taxonomy places the organism in Eukaryota, Metazoa, Nematoda, Chromadorea, Rhabditida, Rhabditidae. Gene Ontology annotation, biological process: negative regulation of adenosine receptor signaling pathway; hypoxanthine salvage; inosine biosynthetic process. The record is from RefSeq and is a predicted model, not a curated record. The coding region runs from base 1 to 1224 and encodes 407 amino acids.